This is a messenger RNA of Brassica oleracea var. oleracea, 3030 nucleotides long. RefSeq names its product probable LRR receptor-like serine/threonine-protein kinase At5g16900. The record is from RefSeq and is a predicted model, not a curated record. Gene Ontology annotation, biological process: protein phosphorylation. Gene Ontology annotation, molecular function: protein kinase activity; protein binding; ATP binding. NCBI's taxonomy places the organism in Eukaryota, Viridiplantae, Streptophyta, Magnoliopsida, Brassicales, Brassicaceae.
CAUUGUUGACCUUUACAAAAUUGUUUUCUUUAAGAGUUGCUCAUAGGCACUUCUUAAUGUGCCAGAACACUGGCGGUAAUUUGAUUUUCUAUCAGGGUAGCAGAAAAAUGGAGGGUCGUUAUUAUCUUGUUUUCAUAUCUUUUUGCAUUAUACACAUUGUUCAGGCUCAGCAAGGAUUCAUCAGUUUGGAUUGUGGGUUGCCGACUAAUGACUCUCCUUAUAUCGAACCGGUAACCGGAUUAGUGUUCUCAUCAGAUGCAGACCACAUCCAGAGUGGAAAAAGCGGUAGAAUCCAGAAGGAUCUUGAAACAUUACACAUAAAGCCUUAUUUGUUUCUGAGAUACUUUCCAGAUGGGGUACGGAACUGCUAUACUCUAGACGUCCUUCAGAACAUAAAAUACCUGAUCAAAGCUGUGUUUGUGUAUGGAAACUACGAUGGUUUCAGUGAUUAUCCGAGCUUUGAUUUAUAUCUAGGCCCUAACAAGUGGGCGAGGGUUGACUUGGAAGGAAAAGUUAAUGGCACUGUUGAAGAGGUUAUUCACGUACCGAGGUCGAACUCUCUGCAGAUUUGUCUUGUCAAGACGGGUAACUCUUUGCCGUUCGUAUCAGCUCUGGAACUGAGGCUGUUGAGGAACGAUACUUACGUUGUCCCAGACGUUUCCUUGAAGAAGUUGUUUCGGAGGUACUAUAGACAGUCGGAUCGGUUAAUACGGUAUCCUGAUGAUGUUUUCGAUCGUAUUUGGUCUCCAUUCUUUUUGCCGGAGUGGAAACAGAUAACCACCACUCUUGAGGUGAAUAAUUCUAACAAUUUUGAGCCACCCAAAGCGGCAUUAAAAUCAGCUGCCAUACCUAGAGACGUUAAUGGAACCCAAUUGACCAUUAACUGGACGUUGGAUAACCCUACUGAGCAAGUUCACCUGUAUUUUCACUUCGCCGAGCUUCAACCUCUUGAAAUAGAAGGCAACAGUAGUGACUUUCCCGCGGACAUCAUUAGAAUGCUCCAUACAAGGAAGUUUUACAUUGUGGUAAAUGGCAACGUUACUGUUGAUUCUUUUGUUCCUUUAGACUUGGCUGUAAAUACGGUAGAGACCGUGGUGAAGAAAUGCGAAGGCGGUAAAUGCAGUUUGCAGUUGGUAAAAAGCGAAUCUAUAUUAGGACGUCCACCUCUGGUUAAUGCUAUGGAGGCUUUCACAGCAAUCAAGUUUCCAAACUCAGAAACAGAUCCAGAUGAUGUCGUUUCUAUCAAGAUUCUUCAAGAUACGUAUGGAUUGAACAAAACUGACUGGCAAGGAGAUCCAUGUAGUCCCCAGCAGUAUUUGUGGAGUGGGCUAAACUGCAGCUACAUGAACAUGUCUACUUCACCCAGAAUCAUUUCCCUAAACUUAUCUUCACAUGGAUUAACUGGAAAAAUAGUGCCGCAAAUACAAAAUCUCACAGAGCUGCAAAUAUUGGACUUGUCAAACAACAAGUUGACCGGACGUGUGCCCGAAUUUCUAGCCAACAUGAAGUCACUAUUGUUCAUAAACAUAAGCAAUAACAAUCUUGACGGUUCCAUUCCACGAGCUCUUCUUGACAGAAAGAAGCUGCAAUUAUAUUUUGAAGGAAAUCCAAAGCUUUGUGGCUUAGAUACAUGCAAAAUUUCAAGCGGAAAUAAACAAAACAAAAUCAUAGUACCUGUUGCAAGUGCCGUAGCUAUUUUUAUAGUUGUUUCGGUUCUCAUUGUUGUUUUCAUAAAGAAAAGGCCAUCAAGUAUACAAGCUCUACAUUCGGCAACUACUAGUUUGUCGCUUGAAGGUAAAAUGAGAAGGAUAUCGUAUUCGGAGAUACAGUUGAUGACGAAUAACUUUGAAAGGGUUAUUGGUGAAGGAGGGUUUGGAGUUGUCUAUCAUGCUUAUUUGGAUGAUAGACAACAAGUUGCUGUUAAAGUGCUCUCUCCCUCAUCUUCUCAAGGCUAUAAGCAAUUCAAAGCAGAGGUUGAGCUUCUUCUUAGAGUUCAUCACGCAAAUUUGGUAAGCCUUGUUGGAUAUUGUGAUGAACAACCACACUUGGCCCUGAUCUACAAAUACAUGACUAACGGAGACUUAAAAGCACAUCUCUUAGGGAAGUAUGGGGAGUGUGUUUUAAACUGGGCAAACAGAUUAAGAAUAGCCGUGGAGGUUGCACUAGGAUUGGAGUACCUGCAUAGUGGAUGCAAACCACCAAUGGUUCACAGAGAUGUUAAAAGUGUGAACAUAUUGUUGGAUGAACAUCUUCAAGCUAAGCUAGCGGAUUUCGGUCUUUCUAGAUCUUUUUCCAUUGGAGAUGAAACUCAUGUUUCGACUGGUGUUGUCGGCACUCCUGGAUACUUAGAUCCUGAGUAUUACAAAACACAUCGCUUGACUGAAAAGAGUGAUGUCUAUAGUUUUGGGAUUGUGCUAUUGGAGAUGAUCACAAACCAACCAGUGAUUGAUCAAGUUAAUGAAUAUCCUCAUAUCGCUGAACGUGUAGGAACUAUGCUUACAAGGGGAGAUAUUAAAACCAUAGUGGAUCCCGACCUCAAUGAGGAGUAUGAUUCUGGCUCUUUGUGGAAAGCUCUUGAACUCGCGAUGUCGUGUGUGAAUCCUUAUCCGGUUGCAAGACCAGACAUGUCUCAUGUAGUUCAUGAACUUAAAGAGUGCGUGAAAUCUGAAAACUUGAGGGCAGGAUUAAGCCAAGUCAUGGAGUCAGAGAGUUCUGUGGACCAAGGCAUGAGUUCUGAAUCGGGAAUGACUCCAAACGCACGGUAGUGAUCUGACAUGUCACGUGUGUCCAAACUCCAAAGGGAUCAUUGUGGUGUGUCCUCAAAUCCGACCCUCCUGGAGUGAUUCUGAUAUUCAUUGAUUUGUUAACAUAAAUUCUUAUAAAUAAAAUAAAUUUCAAUGUACCUUUUUUUUGUUUGAGCCGUGAGAAUAACACUACCACUAAACCAUCAAUAUUUUUGAUAUUCAAUGUGUAUUAUAGCAAAUAAAAACAUGUACGUGUCUGUAUGUAAUGUAGUAGAUAUUGCGUGUG